Messenger RNA from Naegleria fowleri, 861 nucleotides. RefSeq lists its product as uncharacterized. The transcript has a single exon. NCBI's taxonomy places the organism in Eukaryota, Heterolobosea, Eutetramitea, Acrasida, Naegleriidae. Bases 1 to 861 code for a protein of 286 amino acids. The record is from RefSeq and is a predicted model, not a curated record.
AUGAAGCUCCUUCCCAAAGACCUCUAUUACAAGUAUGGAAACGAUUAUGUGGAUGCCACAAAGUUUAACAAGGGUGCCCAUCAAGAGGACUGUCUCAGCCGAGCACACUGUCAUAUUGGAGGCACGCCAUACGAACAAGCUGCCAUGACUGAUUUUCAUAGAAGUUUGGCCAAAUCCAUUUACAAAUUUUCACGUGUCAAAUUUAAUAAGGAUGUUGCCGUUCCACACUUUUCAGAAUAUGCAUCAGAAUUUUUGUCACUCACUUUAGAAUUGUUGAAAAAUACUUCAGAUUAUGCCACUCAAUGUUACCUGAUGGGUGCUCUUUGUACAUUCGAUGCAAAUGGAUACUUUAAGGAAAUGGCACCUCAAAUGUUUUGGAGCCAUUUGAAAGGAUUACCACUUUUCAAUGCUUCCAAAAUGAAGGAAAGAGAUUCAAAGGUUGGAUGGAAAGCUAAAUGUGGAAUAUUACCAGAGAGUGGAUGGACUCCAACUUCAAGAUGGAUACAACUUGAAGGAUCACUGGAAUCUGAAUAUCAUGAAUUUGAUUUACGCUUGGAGGAACUAUCGAAACAAAUGCGUCAAAUAGUAACUCGUUGUGUCAGUGAUGAAGAUAUUGAACGUGAGGAAGAGGAACAUGAAAAACAAGCUGCUACUUUGAACAAGAAAUCAGUCACACCUUAUCAAGAACCAAAGAAGGCAACCAUCCCGUCCAGAGUGAAAACAUCAAACGUGCCCUCUCGAAACUUGAGUUCUUCUACAAACUGUGAAUGCUGUGGUAAACUAGCUUCCAAGAGAUGUUCUCAAUGUCAUUCUGCGUACUUGUUCGGCCGAAUGUAUGAAGGGGUAUUGGCCCGAGCAUAA